Messenger RNA from Xenia sp. Carnegie-2017, 1121 nucleotides. RefSeq lists its product as uncharacterized. Bases 1 to 939 code for a protein of 312 amino acids. The record is from RefSeq and is a predicted model, not a curated record. NCBI's taxonomy places the organism in Eukaryota, Metazoa, Cnidaria, Anthozoa, Malacalcyonacea, Xeniidae. The transcript has 3 exons.
AUGUCUGCUGUGUUUGCACAAAUUUAUGGAAACCAAGGAUACCUUUUAAAGAACUCAAGAGUUGAUCAGAGCGAAAGAUCGAGGGUUGCAACUGCAGCGACUAUUGUCCAAUCCCCGCACACGUUUUAUUGUGUUCAUUUUAUAAUUUAUUAUAAAGGCGAUGCUCUACAACCAAAAGAUAUCAUUUCAAGUGCUGUUGUCCACAAUCUCAUUGAAUGCUCCAUGAAUUGUCUAAACCAGCAGCAAUGUGUCGGCUUCAACUACCUUGAUGACAGCAAAAAACAUGAGAAGAACUGCCAAACAAGCAAUGCAACAAUAAAAAGUGGUUUAGAAAAAGAAACCUCCGUGGGAUAUUGGAUUUUUUAUCAAACCUUGAAAUAUUCAAUGUUUGACUCGGCUAUUCUAAAGAGUAAUAAUAAUUGGAUAUUACAAAUCAAAAAAUGGCUUCCUUCCUACCUGAAAGUCGAAAAGGCGUUUCGAUGUUACCAAGCAACAAAAAAUGGUUGGAAGUCGAGCAUAUUUCACAGUUGCUGUGAUUACAAGGGACCAACAUUGGUCAUAGUAAAAGUGAAAAGCUAUGUGUUUGGUGGAUUUGCAUCAGAAUCAUGGGGAGGGAAUACUGGUUACAAAAGAGCAGAUCAGUCGUUCAUUUUCUCCUUAAAAAACAGAGAUAAUUUGCCACCAUUUAAAUCCAAAAUUGAAAGGAAUAGACAAUAUGCAAUGUCAACGAAGGAGCACGCUGGAGCCACAUUUGGAGCUGGUUGGGAUUUGCAUAUAUCUGAUAAUGCCAACUAUAAUAGUGGGUCGCUCGCACGCUUUGGAAGUUCGUACAAGCUUCCAAAUGGUUAUUACUACAACACCGAAAAAACAAAUAAUUUGCUGGCCGGUUCUCUUUACUUUACACCAGAUGAAGUGGAGGUGUUUUUUUUUUCUUCAUAAAUCUUCAAAACAUAAUAAAUAGUAUUAAGACUGCGAGUGUGUUCCAAUUUUACCAUAUACUGAAGCAAACUUGCCGUAACUUGUAGUUUAUGACGUUAUAAAGAAAUAAUUUAUAAUGAGAUGAUAGCAAAGACUUGUUAUAGCUAAAAUAAUAGUAAUAAUGAAUUUAUUUCAUUUGAUCA